AUGAAUCCUCAAUAAGUAAAGAAUAAAGAUAAAUAACAUUUCAAAAUUUCAGAAUUUAUUCUAGAAAAACUAUUAAAUGAUUUUGGUUAGAAACCUAUUGAUAGAAAAGUAUUAUAUUAAUAUUUAAAAAAGUUAAUCACUAGCUAUGUCAAUGAUUAUAAAUCUAAAUAUUCAUCUUAUAACGAAUAAGGAGUUAGAUAACUGAAAAUUGAACUCAAAUCUGCACUACAGAAAUCUGACACUGAAAAAGAGUAGAUAAUCAUCAACCUUAUUAACAACUCUAAUUCCAAAUUGUUACAAAAGGAUUAACAAUAAAAUGCAAAAAAAGAGAAUAAUAAUAGAAAAUAAUUAAAUACUCUACCUUAAGAGAAGCUUAAUCAAAAUAAUAAUAUGAUUGACAAUGAAAUAUAUAGAUAAGAAUCUUUACCUUCAGAAAAUAGAAAAUCAAUUUAUGAGAUUGAGGAUGAAAAUCAAGAUGAAUGGACUGCAAUAAUCAAAUAUGACACAGCAAAGUAUUAAAAGGAGUAAUUAGAAACAAAGAAGAAAUAAUAAAUAAUGAAAUAAAAAUUAAAAGAAGAUUUGGAUAAACAAUUAAAAGAAAAAGAAUAAUAAAAAAGAGAAGAAGAAUUAAAGGAAGCAUAGUUUGUAUAAUAAAAUUAAUAAAGAAAAAUUGAAUUUGAAUAAUUAGAGAAAUAAAAAAAAGAUUAAUAAAAACAUAAAUAAUAUGAAGAGAAAAAAUUAAGAGAUGAGUAAGUUUAACUUGAAAAAAUGAGAAAGUAUAUUUAAAAAUUAUAUUAUCGUUUAGAAAGGAAAUAUAAAUGUAGUCUAAAUUAUAAGAGGAUGAAAUUUUAUAAUAAUUAAAAAAUGAGAUAAAUAAAGAAUCUCUUGAACUUAAUAAAAAAAGAUAAGAAUAAAAAGAAAAGUUCUAAUAAUUACUUAAAGAGAAUGAGUUACUAAGAUAAAAGGUAAUAUCUUAUUUGAAUUAAAAAAGGCUUAAGAUGAUUUAAAACAAUAAAGAGAACUAGAAUAGAAAAUACAAUAAUAAGAAUUGUAAAGAUAAAUUUAAGAGGAUGAAAAAAGAGAAAAUUAGAAAAAGGAAAGAGAAGAUAAAAUUAAAUAAUUCAUGAGUAAUUAUAGUUUUCAGGUACUUAGUAAACAAUAAGAAUAAGAAGAAAAUGAAGGAAAAUAUUUAAUUGAAUAAUUAAAGAAAUAAGAAUAAUUAGAAAAAUAAUAAGAAAUAGAAAAGAAAUAAAAAGAGAAAUAAAAAAUGGAAUUGAUCAAAUAAUAAUUAUAAUUCCAAAUCUAAUAAAAAUAACAAAAAAAAUUAUCAGAAGAGGAAGAAUAAAAGAUGUUAUUUAUUCAAUAAUAACUUGAUUUACUAAUUUUCUCAUAAAAAUAACAAGAAAAAUAGGAAGUAAUUUAUAAUAAAAUAUAAUUAAUAGUAAAUCAAGAAAAGUCAUAAAUAAAAUUAAGAUGAUAUAAAAAAAUAAAUUGAAGGAUAGAGGAAUAAAAGUUUACAUGAAAAAAUGUCAAAACUAGAGUUACUGUAAAAUAAAAAUCUGUUAAAGAAUAUAGCAAAUGAUUAAGAGAUAAAAACAAAAUUUAGAAAAGUUAAUGUUUCGUUAAAAUGA
Messenger RNA from Paramecium primaurelia, 1631 nucleotides. Lineage: Eukaryota; Ciliophora; Oligohymenophorea; Peniculida; Parameciidae. The record is from the annotation of a GenBank genome assembly.